AUGCGGGGGCACAGAAGGACCGUGUCGCGGGUCCUACAGGGGUACUCCGUGCGCUCGCCCCGCGUUCUCCUCUUGACGACGUUCUUGGUCACCCUCGCAUUGUUUUGGGCGCAUACAUCCGGCACUUUGUCCAGCUUGUCCUUCGUCAACCAGCCUCCCCACGUUGUCACACCUCACCCUAACCUCGCUUAUGCGUACGUGCCCUACACGCCGAAAUCGGUCAACUCCUCGGUCGCCGCCUCCGCAUACGCUCCCGAUGUUAACUCAACCUGGGCGUACUUCCCUGGAUCACUGCCUGGCCCCUUGACGACGUUCUACCACCUCUACCGUCCUGCCACACCACGGCCUGCCUCUAACUCCCUGCGUCCAGUCCGAGCGCACUCGAAGAUCCCUUUGCAGUGUCUCGACACCUGGUAUUCAACGGGCCGCUGGGAUCCAAACUGCUCUCACGGCAUGGCCGACCUGGAGGAGCCUCGGAUCGAUUUCGUCUGGACGUGGGUGAACGGCUCGGAUCCGCUCCAUGCAAGCGCACGUCAUGCGUAUCCACCAUACAGUUUGAACGCCAGCCUUGAGGACGACCCCGGGAAAAUCAAGCCUGCUCUCACGCCACGCUCGCGUUCUUGUCCCGACGAGAGACGGAAAUACGACUCGGGGCUGACUUCCUUUCGCAUUCCAGAAUACCGAGAUCACGGUGAAUUGGUGUACUCGUUAAGAUCGGUUCUGCAUGCCUCAAAAGAUUGGAAGCAGAGUCAAUGGCAUCUUGUCACGAACUCUUACGCCGUCCCCGUUGACGAGCUCUCGUAUUGGAAAACUAUCAAAGAGAUAGAUCUCUCGAGGAAUGACACCACAGAGCAACGUCGGUUCAUUCGGCGGAAACGUGGAAGCGAUGACGAGGAUGACUGGGAAGAGUUGGAGAAGCUGAAGGAGCUGGAGAAGGAGCUGGAGGAGCUGGAGGACUCACUCGAUGAUUACGAGGACGAAGAAGAUGACGAUGACAGCGAAAGCGAGAGCGACGACGGCGACUCCGUCGAAGAGAAGGAUCGCUCUCCCGCUGACCACGGACUGACGUUGGAGGAGAUUGUCCGGACCCAUCGACUGGGUCAAGUGCCGCAGUGGCUUGACUUUGCCGAGCUAAAUAAGGAAGCGGGGACAGAGAGGCAGCUUCGGCUUCACCACGACUCGGAGAUCUUUUUACCGCCGCUGGCCACCGUCCACGGGGGCGACGAAUAUGAACAGAGGACCAAGAUAGAUGCCUGGCGGUCCGAAACUCUCCCAACAUUCGAUAGCAUGGCGGUCGAAUCCCAAAUGGCCAAUUUGGCGCCUGAACUGGUUUCGGAUCAUACCGUCUUUCUCAUGGAUGACACGUUCAUCAUGACCCCUCUUCCUCCAUCAGCAUUUUUCUCCCCCUUGCACGGGCCGGUACUUCGCUUCCAUCCGGAUUUCAACGUACACCCUAUUGAGGCCUGGGAUCCGCUGCCGCCAGGAGACGGUGAAUGGCGCGGACUACGCACCGCAGCGACGCAUCUCUCCCAUCGAUUCGGAUGGCGCGGUCGCCCCUAUGUCGACCACAACGCGCGGUCACUCCCAUUGCCUCUCUACCACGAAGCAUCUAUCGCUUUCCCAGACGUUUGGAGCACCACAGCGAAGGCUCGUUUCCGCGGCGGGGACGAAAGCGCUCCCGAGAGUCAUACGGUCUGGCUCGGCUCGCAGUGGAUCGUCGAGCGACAUCGCGAGGUGCUACUGUGGUCAUGGGUGGUGGCUAAAUGGGGAGGUCACGAGGGCAAGCUGAGCGCGGCACACAAGCAGGCCAUGUGGGAUGAACUGGGCGGCGAAAAUGGCGAAGACCAGCUGGAGCUCAUCUGGAACGUUCGUACCAGUAGGCUCAGCGUGCCCGAGGAGCUCGCUCACACCGGACAACGCCCUCUUACAAGGUCCGAGUACGUUUUUGUCUCGAACGAUGGAUACCCUUGGACACACUGGCCGAGGUGGGCGCGUGAUCACCAGUUCCCGACCACGCACGGCUGGAUCGAUCUUUCGAAACCCGAUCCGGCAGAUGCUCCAGGAACUGUAUGCACUAUUUCGAGAGACACAUGUCUUGGACAAGACGAUGAAUCUGCGGUGGAUCUGUUCCGACGAAUCUUGAAGGAUAGACCAGGGUGCGGCGAUUGUGUUGUUGCCGCGCUGGCGACCGCAUCCGGUACGAGAGGACUGUCGUAUUUUCUACCUCAAGCCUCUGUGUCCAACUCCUAUGCCCAUGACUACAUCUCUGAGCCUGUCCAUCUUCCUUUGACGCUCGACGGUUUCUCGUCCUUCCCUCUACCGUCAAACCCGCGUAACUUCGUUCUACGACUGCUCCAGCGUUAUUCCUACGUGAUUGGGGAGGCACCAUCCGAGUUCUUCGGCGUCUCUUCAUACAAUGAUGCUCGUUCCCGCCUUCGGGGCAUUGACCGGAAUGCGAAGAAGGGCAUCAAGACCGAGAGGGUGUAUGUUUGCAUCAACGACGAUUUGGGCAACGCGCCGGUUUCUGUUCUAGUGAAGGUGGACCGACUACUUCGCAACUGGUGGCAAAAGCACUGGGGGGCACGGCUUGCUCUUGAACUGCCGAGCUAG
This is a messenger RNA of Punctularia strigosozonata HHB-11173 SS5, 2610 nucleotides long. RefSeq lists its product as uncharacterized. Lineage: Eukaryota; Fungi; Basidiomycota; Agaricomycetes; Corticiales; Punctulariaceae. Bases 1 to 2610 code for a protein of 869 amino acids. The transcript has 8 exons. The record is from RefSeq and is a predicted model, not a curated record. Gene Ontology annotation, molecular function: UDP-N-acetylglucosamine-lysosomal-enzyme N-acetylglucosaminephosphotransferase activity. Gene Ontology annotation, cellular component: Golgi apparatus. Gene Ontology annotation, biological process: carbohydrate phosphorylation; N-glycan processing to lysosome.